AAUACAGCCAAUCACCUGUCCCACAAUCCAAUAGUGUGCUCAUCCUAGCCGUGUUCACCUUCUGUCUUCUGUCCCCAGCGCCGGCAACUUAAAUGUGGGCGCCGGCUGUGACAGCUUGCAGCUUCACAGCCGGAUGCCCACUGAGCAUGCGCAAGCAGUUCUGCACAUUGUGAAUGGUUCUGCAAUCUUCUGGGACCUGUCACAUGUUCCAGAAGACUGGGGAGGGAGGGGAGACGAGAACUUCCUCUUCCAAUCGCCUAGGCAGGUGGACUGGAAGUGGGAAUGGAUACCUGUCAAAAUCGGGUACCCUCCCACCCCCCCGACACUCACCAAAGUGAACGAGUCCUUAAAGCGGAGCUCUACCUAAGAGGGGAAGUUCCGCUUUAAG
Staurois parvus is the source of this 388-nucleotide messenger RNA. Lineage: Eukaryota; Metazoa; Chordata; Amphibia; Anura; Ranidae. The record is from the annotation of a GenBank genome assembly.